This is a messenger RNA of Bursaphelenchus okinawaensis, 2528 nucleotides long. The record is from the annotation of a GenBank genome assembly. NCBI's taxonomy places the organism in Eukaryota, Metazoa, Nematoda, Chromadorea, Rhabditida, Aphelenchoididae.
AUGUGGACAGCCCACGAAGUGUGGAACCGCACUUUGGAGGUAUUGAAGAAGCUUCCAUUGGAUUCAGAACAGAUUAGGGAAUGUAAUAAUGGAGAGAUUCGUGGUCCAACUGCCGCUACUUUCUUAACGCGUGAGUUUAUAUUGUUUUAGGUGGUAGAUGGUUGUCUUUGGUUUUUUGACGUUUUUACACUCCACAAGCGUAUAAUUGGCUAGUUUUUGUUUCAUAAUAGAAUUUCUCGUAUUUUACAAGUUUAUUUAUGUAUUUUCAUUUUUAUUCUAUUUGGUUUUAUGGUUAUCUUAUUUGUUUUUAUGGUUAUUGUUUUAGAUCUGGACUACUAUCAAGGAGUAUUGCUAAUAUUUGGGCUCAUAUUGACGCUAACAGUGAUAGGGAUGGCUUUUGUGGAAUGUCUGAUGGUUAAGGCAAAUGUUUCAAAGUCGAAACGAAGGAGUAAACUUUACUUUUUGAUCACUCUGUUUCCGGUAAGACAUGGAUAACAUUUUGUUUUAUAUCUUUGGUUUUAAACUUCAAACCUUUAUAAAAUUUAGUAUUUGAAAAUUGACUGUUUCAUAUUAUUUUAAAAUAUGAUGGUCAAAUGUUUGUUGAAAGUUCAGUUACAAAGCAUUUGGUUAGGUAUAGUUCGCACUCUUAGCUGAUUGCUAACUUUUUUUUAUGUGUUACUCUAAAAUGUGAUCUUAAAUCUUUAUAAGCUUUUGCAAGGUACAACAAUAUGGAACAUUGUUUACAUUGUAAAAGUUUUGUAGCAAAAUAUAAAUCUAAAAUAAAGUUACGAAUUUUUUUAGGUAUCAAUGAUGUUUUGUAUGGUUGGCAUGAUCUCACCUCGAGCUGCAGCUUUGUCAACUUCAUUUGGCUUAUUCUACUUUUUGGUCGUGUUUUAUAUUUACAUUACUUUGGUAAUGAAUUUGGUAAGGCGGAAUCCGAAUGACAGUCAACUGUGUGGAGUCAAGGCGAGGUUGAAUGAACGGGGGAAGAAGAUCAACAUGCGGGUACCACCAAUCUGUUGCUUGAUACCGUGCAUGCCUGAACCAAGAGUGACUAGGUAACGGUUUUUGAUUGAAGCUUUUAUAUUUUGUGGCUUUGAUUCUUGUUUUUGAUAAGGAGGUUUUACCAAUAGAAGGAUUUAUUGACAUUAACUUAACAUUGAAUUACUCUAUCUGACCUUACUCUACUUUUUGAUGAAUUUAACUAAAGAAAGUCAAUUUUAAGUUAAUUUUUAAUUUUUUCAAAGGUUUUUUAAAAAUGUAUUCAAAUAGUUAACCUUUCCACUGCCUUUUCGAUCUUCGCUUUGUGAUUUGGAGAAUUCCAAAAAGACUUUGAAUGCGCGCCGCCAUAGCUCAGUCGGUUAGAGCGUGGGUCUAAUAAGCCCAAGGUCGCAGGUUCGACCCCUGCUGGCGGCAAAUGUCUUUUUACAUUUUCUACGUUAAAUUUUUUUUGUUUUUAAAUAUUUUAUUAAUAAAAAUUGAUUUAAUAUAUCUUUUUUAUUGCUAUUUUUCUAUUUUCAAUUAAAUUUUUAAUUUUUUGUUGAAUUUUAAUAUUUUUAACCAAAUUUUUUAUAUUUUCAGCCAAAGAAUUCAAAUCAUCAAGCUUUUGGUGCUCCAAGGACCAUUGAUAAGAUCAUUUGUCUUUUUCUUCGAAGUUUGCUUAACAAUUGAGCUGGGUCGUGAUGCUAACAUGUAUAUUCAAUACUGUGAAAUGGUCGCCCUACUCUCGACUUUUGCUGUCGUUUUUGGGUCGCAUACUUUUACUAGGCUUGUUGUGGUAGGUUGAUAUCUAAUUAAAACAUAUUUUGAAAAAAUUUUUGUUUUUUUUUGGGAAUUUUGGUUUAGAAAUUGGUUCUUGUUGAUAUUAUAGGUUCAGUAAGUUAUAAUUAUGAGCUGUCAGUAUGUACACGUUUUUAUAUGAUGACAUUUUUAUAGACGUAUUUUAACAUUUUCUUUAAUUAAACUUUUUGAAAUUUUAAAAAAUUGAAAUUGGUAUUAAACUUUUAGCACGAACUUCACGAGUACCAAAUGGUGACGGUAAUAAGAUCCAUCUCUCUGGCUUUGUUUUCGUUUUCAGCACAGUACCCAUUACUUUUCCAAAAUGUGUUUCUGAGGCUGAAUUUGAUCCGCUGUGGACCAAUUUUGUCGAUACCUGAAUCAGCUAGAUGUAAGUUAAUACAUUUUAAAUCAUUUAGCUGGUGCAUGAUACUAUGUCAGGUCAGAAAUUUGGUUUUAAAAAGUAUUUUACAAUGUUAUCCAAUAUGUUGUUGAAAAAAUUUAAUUUCGUUUUAAAAAAGUUUUGUUACCUAAAAUUCUAAAUUUUAGUUAUAUGCAACUUUAUGGUGAUAUGUCAACUCUUCGCGCUGAACCUCCUAUUCUCAUCGGCUUUGAAACCCGAAAAGAAUGAGAUAUUCGACCUGGUGGAGAACGACUCAACUCCAUCGGAAGAGGACAUUAACGACUACAAGAAGUCACUGUUCUUGUCAUUACUAACGCCCAAGUCCAAACGACCUCUCAAUUUUGUGUAA